AUGAAGCUCAGGCUCAUGAUCGAGAAGCUACAAAAGGGCCUUUCGCUCUUAGCAACCAAAAUCCCUCAUGAUGAACAUGACGAUGAAUUCGACGAAGACGUGGAGGUAGCCAAGACGAUACCCGAGGAUGUAAAAGAAGGACAUUUUGCAGUGUUUGCAGUGAAGGGUAAGGAGCCAAAGAGGUUUGUGGUUAAGCUAGAGUCAUUGAAUAACCCUGCAUUUUUGAAAUUACUAGAGCAGGCCAAGGAAGAAUAUGGUUUCCAUCAGAAAGGGGCUCUUGAAGUUCCAUGCAGACCUGAGGAUUUGCAUAAGAUUCUGGGAAACAGGAGGGAGAAGAGUAUGACCAGUGCUACUUGUAAUAAUACUAAUAGUAAGAAUACUCUUAAUCUCAUAGAAGGAUACUAG
This is a messenger RNA of Fragaria vesca subsp. vesca, 405 nucleotides long. RefSeq lists its product as uncharacterized. The record is from RefSeq and is a predicted model, not a curated record. The coding region runs from base 1 to 405 and encodes 134 amino acids. The transcript has a single exon. Gene Ontology annotation, biological process: response to auxin. NCBI's taxonomy places the organism in Eukaryota, Viridiplantae, Streptophyta, Magnoliopsida, Rosales, Rosaceae.